UUAAAUAAGAUAAUCUAGUCCAAGUAUAAAAGCUAAGGCAUCAAUAUCAGAGUCUCACUCGUGAUUAAAUUGAGCCGCCGACGAAGACCCCCCACAAGAACGCUGAAGAGCAGCGCAUCAGUGAUUGGAUUCCCUAAUAGUUAAAACAUAAUCUUAAGAUCUCAUCGUUCGUUUGUUAUCUAAACAAAUCAAAACACUGCCAAAAUGUGUGAUGAUGAUGCGGGUGCGCUUGUGAUCGACAACGGAUCUGGUAUGUGCAAGGCUGGAUUCGCCGGUGAUGAUGCCCCACGUGCUGUAUUCCCAUCGAUCGUAGGCCGUCCCCGUCACCAAGGUGUGAUGGUCGGUAUGGGUCAAAAGGACUCGUAUGUCGGUGAUGAGGCUCAAAGCAAAAGAGGUAUCUUAACUCUGAAAUAUCCAAUUGAGCAUGGUAUUAUCACCAAUUGGGAUGAUAUGGAGAAAAUCUGGCAUCAUACAUUCUACAAUGAAUUGCGAGUUGCCCCAGAAGAACAUCCUGUACUACUGACAGAAGCUCCAUUGAACCCGAAAGCGAAUCGUGAAAAGAUGACGCAAAUUAUGUUCGAAACCUUCAAUUCACCCGCCAUGUAUGUCGCGAUUCAAGCUGUGCUCUCUCUUUACGCUUCCGGUCGUACCACUGGUAUCGUCUUGGACUCCGGAGAUGGUGUAUCACACACUGUACCCAUCUAUGAAGGUUAUGCUCUUCCACAUGCCAUCCUCCGUUUGGACUUGGCUGGUCGCGAUUUAACCGACUACUUGAUGAAAAUCUUGACCGAAAGAGGUUAUUCAUUCACAACUACAGCUGAACGGGAAAUUGUUCGUGAUAUCAAGGAAAAGUUGUGCUAUGUCGCCCUGGACUUCGAACAGGAAAUGGCAACUGCAGCUGCCUCCACCUCAUUGGAGAAGUCCUACGAAUUGCCUGAUGGUCAAGUGAUCACCAUCGGCAACGAACGUUUCCGUUGCCCAGAGGCUCUCUUCCAACCCUCGUUCUUGGGCAUGGAGUCAUGCGGCAUUCACGAGACUGUCUACAACUCAAUCAUGAAGUGCGAUGUCGACAUCAGGAAGGAUCUCUACGCUAACACAGUACUCUCCGGUGGUACCACAAUGUACCCAGGUAUUGCUGAUCGUAUGCAAAAGGAAAUCACCGCCCUGGCCCCGUCAACAAUCAAGAUCAAGAUCAUCGCUCCCCCUGAACGUAAAUAUUCAGUAUGGAUCGGUGGUUCCAUCUUGGCUUCUCUGUCCACCUUCCAACAGAUGUGGAUUUCGAAACAGGAGUACGAUGAAUCCGGUCCUGGAAUUGUCCAUCGCAAGUGCUUCUAAGCUAGUACUAAUAAUUUUCUGUGAGCAACGAUCAAGGGAAUUUUCUGCUCAAUUGAAACAUCGAGGCAGCAACGUGAAACAUCUGGUUCUAGUCACUUUUGCCCACUUUGAACCAAAGGCUUUUUUCAUUUUUUAUUUUUUAAUCUUUUAUCUAUUUUCAUUUUCUCUUUCGCUUUACAAAUUGACUAAAGUGAAAAUGAUUUGAAAUCAUUACAUUUCUAAGACAUGAAUUCCCUAAUCUUAUUUCAUUUAAUUUUUUUUAAUUUAUUUUAAAACUAUUUUGCUGUAUUUCUGCUUAAAUUAGAUACUUUCAUUUUUUGUAAGACAUAAAUACUAUAUCUAUUAUUUCCAAUAAAAGCUGAAAAUAUUCUAGUUGUGGAAUGAAAAAAACACAAAUAGCACUUAACAUAUAUGAGAUGAUAAUGAUGGUGAUAAUGAUAAUGAUGGUGAUGAUGGCGUAUAUAAAUAGCAAGACACUCAAAGAAACUGUUGUAAUUUUAAUGAAGAUACAUUUUUGUUAUGCUUUCUAUUUAUAACUUUAACAAUAACAACAACACAUUGUAAUUUAUAGAAAAAAAAAUCAAUCGACAAAUGAUAAAUAAAAUAAAAUAAAUAACAAGUGGA
Messenger RNA from Hermetia illucens (black soldier fly), 1959 nucleotides. RefSeq names its product actin, indirect flight muscle. The transcript has 3 exons. Bases 205 to 1335 code for a protein of 376 amino acids. The record is from RefSeq and is a predicted model, not a curated record. Lineage: Eukaryota; Metazoa; Arthropoda; Insecta; Diptera; Stratiomyidae. Gene Ontology annotation, biological process: mitotic cytokinesis.